AUGGGUGUCUGGGAGAACCUGCAGGAAGUCAAGUUUGGAAACCGUCUGGACAUCAGAUACCAUAAAGCAAACACGCACAGCUCAUGUCACAUCUCUGGCUUUGUUACAUUUGGAAUGUUCUCUGGGACUGUACUUUGUAUUCAUUGUGUCUUCUGUUCUACACCUUUCAGCUCAGGGAUAUGUGUGUGCAAGACGGGAGUGUAUGGACCGAAGUGUGAUGAAUGCCACCCGGGGUUCUUCCACUUCAGCAGCACCGGCUGCCGGCCCUGCCAGUGUCAGAACUACACCAACUACUGCCAUCCACAGUCGGGAGUGUGUUUGAGCUGUGAGGGCAACACCCAGCGAUCCAACUGUGAGGAGUGUAAGCCUGGUUUCUACCGCAGCCCGGGAAGUGCCCUGACCGAAGCCUGUGCACCGUGUCCCUGCUCCAACUCCACCUCCACCGGCACCUGUCACACAGAUCCCAGUGGCUUCCCAGUGUGUGAGCAGUGCCUUCCACGGUACAGCGGCCCACAGUGUGACAAGUGCAGCGCCGGCCUCUACAAAGCUUCUGGACUUUGUGUUCCAUGUGACUGCAGUGGGAACGCAGACACUCAGGACUCUGCCCAGCUCUGUCACCCCGACACCGGCCACUGCCUCCACUGCAUCAACAACACCGCCGGGCCCCAGUGCCAGCUCUGUGCUCCGGGCUUCAUAGGGGACGCCCGAGCGCACAACUGCACCCGUCCAACACCCCGACUCCUUCCCACACCAGCACAUAAAACCACAACAGAGGCCCCCACAUCAAGUACAUCUACCCCCUCCACGACCACCACCAGCACUACUUUGACCUCCGCCCAAGCAAGAGGCGUCCCAGCAUCCACGUCCAGCAGCAACACAAGCACCGCGCUGAGCACUGCUGCCACCACUCAGGCAUUGUUGACCAGCCUGAGCAGCCCCACUGACAACACCACAGCGGCCCUGACGGAUGUCUCCUGGACGCAGUUCAACAUUAUCAUCCUGGCCGUCAUCAUUCUGGUGGUGCUGGUGCUGCUGGGCUUUGUCGGAGGCGUGUACACCUACCGGGAAUACCAGAACCGCAAGCUCAAUGCCCCAUUCUGGACCAUUGAACUGAAAGAGGACAACAUCAGCUUCAGCAGCUACCACGACAGCAUCCCCAACGCUGAUGUGUCAGGCUUACUGGAGGAUGAGGCCAACGAGGUGGCGCCCAACGGCCAGCUGGCACUUACCACGCAAGGCAACUGCUACAAGGCUUAGCCCUCCAUCCAUCCCUAAACUGGACACCUUAGAUAUACAGAUGACACAAAGCUGCUGGAAAGUACCAAAUCCAAAGCUCCUUCAUGUAUGACUGCUUGUUACCAUGCUGGUCUGCGGCACUUCACAGCAUAGUGAGGUCAAGCAGAUGCGAUCAAAGCUAUGGAAAAGAGACACAGAGUUUUCCCUUUUUGAUAUGAUUUUGUGUGGAAUGGGCGAUCAGUGAAAAGAGUCCAAAGAGAAAAGUGUUUAGUUUGAGUUGUGCCUGCAGAUUAGAUUGGUAUUUGGCAUGGCGUUGGACAGGUGCAAAGCAUACACCUGUUGGCUGAAACGAUGAUACUGACACUGGUUAGAGGACUAACAGGAGCCUAGCAUUUCAGAUAUUUUUAAAAGUGGACUUUUGACUGUUUAAGUUAUAACUGGAUCACUUGCACAGUGAUCUUAAACUGAGACAAUGAUUGUUAUUUAAUGAAUUUUUAUUCUGUUCUUAUUUAUUGGUUGACGUUUCAUUCUUGGGAGAAAUGCUGCACAUGUAUGGUGUGUUUAUUCAUGGUGUUUUAUCUUACGUGCUGUCGAAUGGUAAUUUUGAAUUGGCCAAUAUGUUUUAUGUAUAUUUUGUGUGUUUUGGAGAGAAUCAUAGGGGAAGAUGAAGGGGGCUGGCGCAAGCAUUUUAAUGACCUCAUCUUUUGUUUAUAGGUUCCUGUCUUUCGUUAAAGAGUGCCAGCUCACCUGAAGUAUCUACGAGGAGUGUUUCUUUUAAAGAAACUGCAACUACUGUUUAUAAACUCUCACCUCUUGCCACUACUACAGCGUAGUGACUCAUACUGGGCUCGCUUAAACCACCAUAAUCUACUUGUAAUCUAAUCUGCUCCUUGCUGACUACCUCAGCAAAAAUUGAACAAACCAUUUGAAAUUUUUUUCACAUUUAUGUAGAGGUUGGGUUCUGUGACUCAGUCUCAGAUGAUAAGAGCGUUUAAAAACUUAACAGUAUUGUAGUAUUGAUACUGCUGUUGUGGAGUGAAACCAGCCUGCACACGGUCAGAUUUCCUCAGCCCACUAGUCAUUGUUAUCAACUACAAUCAAGUUGCAUCAGCUAAAACGACGAGUUGCUUUCAAAGCUUCACACCUCAUCCUGGACACGGAUCCCAUGUUUUCUGUGUUGUUAGGCUACCAUCGGUUGGGUGCAGUUAAUUUUACCACGGUGAAUGAGUAAAGCGAAUUAUGGAACUAACUCCUCAGGUACUGGCUCUCUCCCUAAAGUGAUCACUGUAAAUAUGAUUAUUGUACAGAUGAAUGUGAAUAGUAGCACUAUUAUUGUACAGGUAGAAUACUGUGUGUACACUGUCACUUAACAAGCUCACAACCUUUCACUCUCCAGGGUGUGAGGUUGCAGUCAGCCCACAGCUUUUUGUAUUUUUAUUUUUAGUUCUUAUUCUCAGUGGACUUUGCCAUAUACGCAGCUGCGGGACUAAAAUGCACCACCCAGAACUCAAAGCAAAGAAUACAAUUAUGUAAUUAAUACCCCAAAAUCAGAGCUCAAAUAAAAAUGGAUUUAACUGUC
Cottoperca gobio is the source of this 2815-nucleotide messenger RNA. RefSeq names its product multiple epidermal growth factor-like domains protein 9. The record is from RefSeq and is a predicted model, not a curated record. The transcript has 4 exons. Gene Ontology annotation, biological process: animal organ morphogenesis; tissue development. Lineage: Eukaryota; Metazoa; Chordata; Actinopteri; Perciformes; Bovichtidae. Bases 1 to 1257 code for a protein of 418 amino acids.